Molecule: messenger RNA, 1645 nt
Organism: Linum trigynum
Lineage: Eukaryota; Viridiplantae; Streptophyta; Magnoliopsida; Malpighiales; Linaceae
Source: the annotation of a GenBank genome assembly
GACCGCAUAGCACCUUAUUUAAUCCACUGUCGCUUCGAUAAGUUACUAUGUCACAUGAAAUAGGUUCAGUUAUUAGGGUUUCACUGUCGCUAAUAACCUAAUUAACAACAAAUCAAUGUAUUGGUGGCCAGUCAACACAAAGCAUUAAGAAAUUUCAUGCAAUAGAGAUUGGAAGAAAAGAAUCAUGAAUCAAUCCAUCAAAUCAAGAACUAGCUACAUCCUAUGGUGUUUCCCCCAGAAAUUGGGGUUUAGUUCAUGACGAAAUUAAGAUAAAUCGAUAGGGUUUUAUUCAUCAUGUUCUAAAUCAACAAGAAACAACUAAUUUGGUUUAGGAAAUCAAACCAACUAAUCGCUCUCGUUGAACUCAGCUCUAGCCUUGAAAAAACUCAAUCGCCGAUGGAAAUCGACUGAUUGCCUGCUGCGCCGCUUCCUUUCUUUCUCCACAAGAAAUUCGCCCCCUCACCAAAAAAAACCAAAAAACCAAAAAAACAAAAAGUGCCCCAGCAAAUUAAGUUCCGCCCAUUUAUUUGCCCAGAGAAUUCCGCCCACCAGAGAAUAAUUUUUCCUUUUCCUUCCUCGCCAAAGAAAUCCGCCAGCCCUCUGCCUUCAUUGGCCCAGCCAAGCCGGCCCACAUGGCCUCCCUUCAAAUAAAACCCGCCGCUUCCUUGAUUCCGUCCGCUGCUGUGUCCGCCCAAAAGAAAUCCGGCCCAAUUUAAUUGCCCCAUCCAGCUGGGCCUUGAGCCCAGCUUCGAGAAUGGUUUGUGCACUCGCUCCUCUUUCGUGCUUUCUCCACCUGCAAUAUAUCAAACUCAUGGCACUAGGCAGUAAUGGUUUUUUUCAACCAUUCUCGGGUUAGGGAGCUCUAAAAUAGCACCAAUUGGCUAAAACAUAUCAUGAAUAAUCACAUAAAGUCCAAGAAUCCGAUAUAUUAAAGCCGAAUAUCACCGCGCCGCAUCUUCUUCGCUGCAACUUCUUGUUCUCCUUCGCCGAGACAGAGGGCGGCAGGGGGAUACCGCACCAAAUUUCAAGUCGUCCCCGGAACCGCCGCUAGUGACAGCGAGAUCCGCCACCUCUGAACUGUGGAUGCCUCCUCACCGAGUGCGGCUCCAGCGAGGAACGCUCUCCUCGCCUCCCGCAGAUCCAUCUUGGUCGCCUCGCCUCACAACCCUCUUUUCGCCAUCGAGGAGGGUCGGUCUCGGUCAUGUCGGCGGUGAGGAUUAUGAUGGACGGAGGUGGAGAGUUGGGGUUGGCGGCCCAUUUCGGGGCUUGGCUGAGCUUGGAAUGUGCAUAUGCGGAGCUUGGUGAGGAGGAUUGUGAUGGACGAAGUGGAGAUUUAGGGUUGUGCUCGGGCGGCAGCAGGUGGUAGGAGGGGAUAGUCGCUAUUUUUAUGAGCGGCGGAUGGGGAACAGAAGGGGAAAGAACUGAGAGGGAGAUAGAAAAAAAUGACAAUGGUGCAUAUGAUCCGCUCAAAAUUAUAGUUGUAUUUAUUCAACAUUUAAAAAAAAAAAUUCCACCAAAUCAUAGCUAGUUUGUAAAAAUAAUUAUAUUUCAAUUAGAGAUAGGGAGAGUGUAACGGCCAACGGGUAGCUCCAAAGGAAGAAAAUUAAUAAAUUAGUAUAAUAGUUAAUUAAGAAUUAAAAUUUAG